AUGUUACUGAUUAGAAAUAAUAGUUAUUGGAUGAUAUAUCGAUUUACUCGUUUAUUAUCUUCAUGUCAAUCCAAAAAUGGAGAAAAUCUGUUUUCAUCAUCGACAGCAUUGAACUCAACAAUGAAGAAACUUUUUGAUUCUAAACAAUACAAAGAAGCUCUAAAUCUUUUCGAUCAAAGUUUUAAAAUAUCUACCUAUUCGACUAUUGAUAUGGCAAUAAAAGCAUGUACUAUAUCAAAAGAUUACAAACGUGGUAUUCGUAUUCAACAAAGACUUUCACCCCAGUCACGAAAUAAUUCUUAUAUUCAAGCUGCAUUACUUUGCUUUUAUCGUAAGUCAUCCACUAAUGCAUUCAAAAGACAAAAGCUGUUAGCGCAAUCCCUUUGGGAUUAAAAAUGUGAAACACGAUGUAUCUGCUAUCACUAAGGCCAGAAAAGCUGCUUUAUUCCAUAUAUCUUCGAAACCAUUUAAUCUCUAAGUUUGAGUAGUCAAAAUCUCGGUAAGCAAGCUAUUGAUAUAUU
Rotaria sp. Silwood2 is the source of this 521-nucleotide messenger RNA. The record is from the annotation of a GenBank genome assembly. Lineage: Eukaryota; Metazoa; Rotifera; Eurotatoria; Philodinida; Philodinidae.